Messenger RNA from Oldenlandia corymbosa var. corymbosa, 3507 nucleotides. NCBI's taxonomy places the organism in Eukaryota, Viridiplantae, Streptophyta, Magnoliopsida, Gentianales, Rubiaceae. The record is from the annotation of a GenBank genome assembly.
AAAUCCGUCUAUAAAUACAUCCUCCACUGUUUACUUUUACCACGUCAUUCCGAGGUUUCCCCCUUUUGUCUCCUUUUUUUAGUUUUUUUCUUUUGACUCCGUCACUUCCGUCUGAUUCAUUCACAACCCUAACACCGACUCUCUCCCGAAAGUGCCAAAACUAUUCAUUUCAUUUGAUUUAAAACCGCCAUAAUCCAAAGCUUCCCAACCUCCGAUUAAGAAUUAUCCCAAAUUCCAAAUCAUUCUUCUCGAUUUUUCGCUAUGGGAAAUGGUGAUAAACGUCGUCCUCCCAAAAAGAUCAAGUUUUCCAAAAAGGAGGAAGAACAGAGGUCGGAUUCGAUUGAUGAUUAUAGCUGGUAUAACGAUGACAGCGAUGACGAUUAUGAUCGGGACGCCGACGGGAAGAACAGGGAUUUCACCCAAUUGGAAUUGAAGUCCGAUCACGACAAUCGGCCGUUGUGGGCUUGCGCCGAUGGUCGGAUUUUCCUGGAAACUUCCUCCCCACUUUACAAACAGGCGUAUGAUUUUCUGAUUGCAAUUGCAGAACCCGUUUGCCGGCCGGAGUCGAUGCACGAGUACAAUUUGACUCCCCACUCGUUGUACGCCGCCGUUUCAAUUGGUCUCGAAACCGAAACGAUAAUCUCGGUUCUGAGUAAGUUGUCGAAAACCGAACUCCCCCAACAGAUCAUUGAUUUCAUUCAUCAAUCAACGGCUAAUUAUGGUAAAGUGAAGCUUGUCCUGAAGAAGAAUCGGUAUCUGGUUGAGUCCCCGUUUCCAGAGGUGUUGCAGAAAUUGCUCCAGAAUGAAACCAUUCGUCGAGCUAGAAUCGCAUCGGAGGAGGGAUUUACUGUGGGUAAAGCCCUGGGUGAAAUAGAAGGAAAUCACCAUGAUGGGUUACUGAAUGAAGCCGAGAUAGCUGCUGUAACAGAGGAAAAGGAAACCCAUUCCUUUGAAAUUGAUGCCGAAAAGGUUGAAGACGUCAAGCAGGCUUGUUUGCCUAAUGCUUUGAAUUAUCCAAUGUUGGAGGAAUAUGAUUUCAGGAAUGAUUUUAUCAAUCCUGAUCUUCAUAUUGAACUGAAGCCUCAAGCCCAGCCUAGACCUUAUCAGGAAAAGAGUCUUAGCAAAAUGUUUGGUAAUGGCAGGGCAAGAUCAGGUAUCAUUGUGCUGCCUUGUGGUGCCGGAAAGUCUCUGGUGGGUGUUUCUGCCGCAAGUAGGAUUAAAAAAAGCUGCCUUUGUCUGGCAACAAAUGCUGUCUCUGUUGAUCAGUGGGCUUAUCAGUUCAAGUUGUGGUCUACAAUUCGCGAAGAUCAAAUCUUCCGUUUCACAUCAACAAACAAAGAAACGUUUCGAGGUGACAAACCUGUUGUAGUUGUAGCCACGUACAACAUGAUUGCUUUUGCUGGGAAACGUUCUGAAGAAGCUGAAAAGAUAAUGAAUGAAAUCAAAAGCAAAGAGUGGGGAUUGCUUCUAAUGGACGAGGUUCAUGUUGUCCCUGCUCAGAUGUUUCGGAAAGUUAUCAGCCUUACUAAAUCUCAUUGUAAAUUGGGACUUACAGCUACACUUGUGAGAGAGGAUGAGAAGAUUACAGACUUGAAUUUUCUCAUCGGCCCCAAAUUGUACGAGGCAAAUUGGAUGGAUUUAGCAAAAGGUGGGUUCAUAGCAAAUGUUCAGUGUGCCGAAGUGUGGUGUCCAAUGACAAGGGAGUUUUUUGGUGAAUACUUGAAGCCUGAUAAUUCCAAGAAGAAGCAAGGACUUUACGUGAUGAACCCGAAUAAGUUCAGGGCUUGCGAGUUUCUGAUCCGGUUCCAUGAGGAGCAGCGUGGCGAUAAAAUAAUCGUGUUUUCUGACAACAUUUUUGCUCUUCAAAAGUAUGCAUUGAAGCUGAACAAGCCUAUGAUAUAUGGUAAAACAGGGCAUGCUGAGAGGACAAAGAUUCUGGAGGCAUUCAAAACUAGCAAGCAAGUCAACACCAUCUUCCUGUCAAAGGUUGGUGAUAACUCAAUUGACAUCCCGGAGGCGAAUGUGAUCAUCCAGAUCUCAUCACAUGCUGGUUCAAGGCGCCAAGAAGCUCAGCGACUCGGGCGUAUUCUCAGGGCUAAAGGGAAGCUUCAGGACAGAAUGGCAGGGGGUAAAGAAGAGUAUAAUGCAUUUUAUUACUCACUUGUCUCCGUAGAUACACAAGAAAUGUUUUACUCAACAAAAAGGCAACAGUUCUUGAUUGACCAAGGCUACAGCUUCAAAGUUAUCACGAGCUUGCCUCCUGAUUCCGGACCUCGGGACUUGAGCUAUAAUCAAAAGCAAGACCAGCUCGCGCUUCUUGGAGAGGUACUGAAUGCCGGUGACGAUGAUGCUCUUCUGGAGAAACUGGAAGAAGACGAAGAUGGUAUGGCGCUUAAAAGAGCCAGUAGAUCUUCUAAAGCCAUGAGUUCAAUGUCAGGAGCAGACGGGAGGGUUUACAUGGAAUAUAGUACCACUGCACAAAAAAGACCUGCACAAGGCCAGAUGAAGAGCAAGCCAUCUUCCUCAAAUAGGAAGAGAAAUCCAUUAUUCACUAAACGCUACAAUUAAGCUGGAGGACCAGCUAGCAAACUGCCUGGCUUGAAGAAAAUGUCUAAAAAUAUGUUUAUGCUCAAAUUCAUGCAUUCAAUCAUUUUAAAACUCUCAUAUAUUUGGUUCUAUUCUUAUCAUUUUAAUCAUUUUUUACCUAUUCAGGGUUGUGUUGUUACUGAUCAGUUUUAAGAUCAAGUACUAGCCUUUUCAUUCUGGAGUGUGUAUAUGUGUACCUCAUCCAAAUAUGAAGUGUCCAAAUAUCUGUUUUUGCGAUCCGCUCAUGCACUAAGAGUGUCCAAGAUGAGUAUCAAUUCAUAUAUUUAUGUUUUUUUUUUUUUUUUUGGGAAAAUAUGAGGUCGGUUUGUAAUUUGUUGCAUGGUGAAUUUGGGAAGCAGUUUAGAGAUCAAUCAAAGCAGCUGAAACUCUAAACCACCGCUGCUUAUAAUAUGUACUUGUAGCGCGUUUGAUCUCCUAGUUUCUCUGUAUUACCUUCUUUUCGAUCUUAAAACUCUUAGCCCGCAAGAUUUUUGUCUUCAUCAUCAGAAAAGAAAGCUGACAAUCAUGGAUUCCGGAUCCAGUAAACCCGAUCAAUUACCCCGUAGCUCUCCCGCCGACGAAGUCCGACCCGAUCAACUGCCCAGUGACUCUCCCGCCUCCGGAGACCAGGAAAGAGUACCUGAUUCCGGCCAGGUGACUUCCGCUGGCGUUAGUUUUUUCUCUCACUCUCUCACACUCACACUACGCGUAUCUCUGUCUUGUUUUCUGUUGUCUUUGCUUGAAUUUAGUGUGUUCCGGCGGAUAAGCUUCAGCCACAUUCGUUUUGCUACCCACCCACGGAUUAUUUUCCCCACCUUAGCUGGGUUAGUUCUUCUUCUUCAACCCUCUCUGUCUCUCCUCAAAAUUCACUGAUUAUUUUGUUUGAUUGAUUUUGUUCAUCUUGAUUGCAUAUUGAAGGGA